Molecule: messenger RNA, 1389 nt
Organism: Mangifera indica (mango)
Lineage: Eukaryota; Viridiplantae; Streptophyta; Magnoliopsida; Sapindales; Anacardiaceae
Product: tRNA (guanine(9)-N1)-methyltransferase-like
Exons: 3
Coding region: 131-1126 (331 amino acids)
Biological process (GO): tRNA N1-guanine methylation
Cellular component (GO): nucleus
Molecular function (GO): tRNA binding
Source: RefSeq, a predicted model, not a curated record
AGAAGGCUUAGAACGCACGUUUCAUGAAGCAAGAGUAAGAAAAUAACGACGUCGUACGUAGAACCAUGGCAAAACCCUAAGCUUGCAUACAAUUACAAACAGAGAGACAAGUAAAGCCUCUGCAAAAACAAUGGAGGAGGCCACGCAAGAAAACGGCGAAACCAGCGUCGAAGAGCGAGUCAAUUCUCCGCCCAGAGGUCUCUCAAAAACCGCGCAAAAGAAGCAAUUGAAACAACAGAGGUACGAAGCGAAGAAGGCGGAGAGGAAGGCCCGGAUGAAGGAAGAGAAGAAGAGAGAAGGCGAGAGAAAGCGAAAGGAAUGGGAAGAGAAGCUGGCCAGUGUGACGGAGGAGGAGAGGUCAAAGUUGAUCGAGUCGAGAAAAGGGAUGAGGAAAGAGAGGAUGGAGAAGCGGUCAGAGGAAAGAGAAAAGAAGAUCCAGAGAUUGAACGAAGCCAAAGAGAAAGGUCAAAACAUUGUUAUCGAUCUUGAAUUUUCUCAUCUCAUGACUGCUAGUGAAAUUCACAGUCUUGUUCAGCAGAUUAUGUAUUGUUAUGCAGUAAAUGGAAGGUGUGCUACUCCCGGUCAUCUGUGGUUAACAGGAUGCAAGGGAGAGAUGGAGAGCCAAUUGAACAGGCUUCCAGGGUUUGAUAAAUGGAUAAUUGAGAAGGAAAAAGGAUCGUACAUUGAAGCAUUGCAAGAUCGGAAGGACGGCCUUGUGUAUCUUACUGCUGAUUCAGAAACCGUGCUGGAUGAUCUGGAUUUAAACAAAAUUUAUAUUGUUGGUGGGUUAGUAGAUAGGAACCGAUGGAAGGGUAUAACCAUGGCGAAAGCACAAGAGCAGGGAAUUCAAACAGCUAAGCUCCCAAUAGGAAAUUACUUGAAGAUGUCCAGCUCUCAGGUCCUCACUGUGAACCAAGUAAUAGAGAUACUCCUCAAGUUCUUGCAAACAAGGGAUUGGAAGGCUUCUUUCUUUCAAGUAAUUCCUCAGAGGAAAAGAUGCGAAGCUGGUUCGGAAGACAAUUCAGAGGAACAGCAAGGAGAAGAAGAUGGUGGGGAGUCAGAGGAGGAAGACUAUCAGUCUGAGAGAAAAAAGAAGUGUGUCGAAGCUACAGCUUCUGAUAACUGACUGGAAAAUUUUGCAGUCUUAACCAUGUUUGUGUUUGUAAUACUGGAAACCAAUUAGUGAAAAAUGAUUCUUUGGUCCUUGGUGACCAGUUUUGAAAAGUUUAUAGCAUCCCCUUUUCAUGUGGCAUUGAGCAUGCCAUCGCCCAACCUUUGUUAAGCAGUAGGUUUUAAAGAGUGAAAACAUAGAAGAAUUAGUGGAUUGUCAUGGAUAUUUGGUGAGUCUGCAAGGUUAAAAUGACAUAUGAGGUUGUUUAUUAUCUUACA